Nicotiana attenuata is the source of this 1398-nucleotide messenger RNA. Its product is annotated as transcription initiation factor TFIID subunit 7. The transcript is spliced from 2 exons. The coding region runs from base 120 to 1079 and encodes 319 amino acids. The record is from RefSeq and is a predicted model, not a curated record. Gene Ontology annotation, molecular function: protein binding. NCBI's taxonomy places the organism in Eukaryota, Viridiplantae, Streptophyta, Magnoliopsida, Solanales, Solanaceae.
UAUAUACUAUCGUGUAACCGACUAGUCAAAACUCAAAAGCACAAAGAUUCAGAAACUAAACAAAAUGGGUAACACUUACUGCGAGUCAUUCAAUAUUCCGGAAUUUAGAAGAUUGUAGAAUGGAAUUUGAAGGCAUAGAUGGGUCCAAAACCCUACUGAAAACCGGUUCAACGAGAGAGUUCGGUAGAGGGCUUGGGUUCACCGCCGACGACCGAACCGUUUCUCGCCGUCAAAUCUCGUUCCAACUCCAAACCUCUUCAGACCAAGAAGAUAAAACUAAGGUUACUUUUCAAGUUAUCGGAAGGAACCCCAUUUGGGUAUACAGCAACAAGGAUGGUAAAGUUAGAACCUUUAGGAAAUUUGAAAAAGGCGAAAUGGAGAAUGGUGACAUGUUCUGUGUAUCGGCCGACAAACCCAUUUGGUUCACCUUGAAAAGAAUUGAUUUUGACGAUGAAGAUCAAAGGGGUGUUAAGAAAGAGAUGGAAAUGGAGAGUCAAUUGGCUGAAAGCCUUCAGAGUAGUUUAUGUCCUGUAGGGGUUGAAUUGGACCUCGAGAAUAUUGAUAUUUCCGGCAUUGACCCUGUUCAAGAGUUUGGUUUUCUGGUGAUGGGGCAUGAAUUUGAUGGUUAUCCCAAGAGAAUGAUUCGGGAGAUAAAGAACUGGGAUUGGUUUAUCGAGGAGGAAGGAGCAGAAAGUGACACUGAUGAGGGUUCUGAUAAAAAAGGCAAAAAGGGUGCAAGGAGAAAACGGAAGAAAAAAGGCGAGGGAGAUGAUGAAGAGUGGACCGGUGAAAGUGAAGAUGAGAAAGAACUGCUCACGAGAUCUAAGAAGCUUCAGGGACCUAAAUACGUGACAAGGUCCAAGGACAAGUCUAAUGCAAAAAAGAAGAAACGUUCUCCACAACAGAAAACUAGACCUUCUGAGGAAGAAUCUGAGGAAGAAGAAGAAGAGGAUGAGGUAGAUGAAACACUGGGGGGUUUCAUUGUAGACGAUGUAGAAGAAGAGGCGGAAGUUGGUGAUGAAGAAGAAGAGGAGGAGGAAUUUGAUGCCGAUGAAGAUGAUGAAGAGUUAGAAGAUUGAUGUUCCUUGCAAAAGGAAGUACACCCUUGAUGGUUUUCGCUAGCAAUUUUAUGUGGUGUACAUUCCUUUGGGGUGCGGCCUUCCCUGGAUCCUGCAUGAACGCAGGAUACUUUGUGCACCGGACUACCCUUUCAUACGCUGUAAAGGAGUGUCAACAUUUGUCAAAUCCUGAAUUCUACUUGUAGUUUUAUUUUUUGUCAUUGUACAUGAAAAAGUAGUUCUUGAAGUAGAAUUUUGUUAGUUCUCUGUACUGAACCGGCUGUUGUUACUACUACACUCUUUUUGAGUCUUUUAAUUGCUGUCCUCUCUUAGAAACUUA